CAAGUCGUUCAUCUUAACUUAGCUGAGGAUUGCAUGAAUAAAUUUAAGCUGAAUAUUGAAAAGCUUUGCAAAACUGAGCAGGACCUGGCACUUGGAACAGAUGCGGAAGGUCAGCGGGUGAAGGACUCCAUGCUGGUGCUCCUCCCGGUGCUGCUCAACAAAAACCAUGACAACUGCGACAAAAUCCGAGCAGUCCUGCUCUAUAUCUUCGGCAUUAAUGGAACAACUGAAGAAAAUUUGGACAGACUGAUCCACAAUGUAAAGAUAGAAGAUGACAGCGAUAUGAUUCGGAACUGGAGUCACCUUGGUGUUCCCAUUGUUCCCCCAUCUCAGCAAGCCAAACCACUAAGAAAAGAUCGGACUGCAGAAGAGACUUUUCAGCUUUCUCGAUGGACACCUUUUAUCAAAGAUAUCAUGGAGGAUGCCAUUGAUAAUAGAUUAGAUUCCAAAGAAUGGCCAUAUUGUUCCCGGUGCCCAGCAGUGUGGAAUGGCUCUGGAGCUGUAAGUGCUCGCCAGAAACCCAGAACUAACUAUUUAGAGUUAGACCGAAAAAACGGGUCAAGGCUGAUAAUUUUUGUAAUUGGAGGAAUUACAUAUUCCGAGAUGCGUUGUGCUUAUGAAGUUUCUCAAGCACAUAAAUCCUGUGAGGUUAUUAUUGGUUCCACACAUAUUUUAACACCUAGGAAGCUGCUGAAUGAUAUUAAAAUGCUGAAUAAAUCAAAGGAUAAAGUUUCCUUUCUUAAGGAGGAGUAGCUUUUUUAUUGUCAUUUAGAAGGUUUUUAAUAUGCUCAGCUAAAACAGAUGAUGUUGCUGUCAUAAUUUAAACAAUGUAAAUAGUCUAUGGAGCAAUGUGCUUACUUAAGGGAGGUUAUGUAUUGUUGGAUUUGCCAUUUCUAGUAAUUUAAACACUGUUGCUGCUUUGUACAAGAUAGGACAUUGAAGUGCUUUCUAAUCAGGAAGUUUUCACCUUUGGAGCAGAAUCUGUUAAGAGGUUUGGAUAAUUUUUACAGCCUCCUGUAACAUUCUGAUUAUUCACAGAAUACUUAUGCUGAAAUACAGUGUUGGGGCAAAACAAUUUUGAAUGAAGAGAUUAUGAAAGUAAAAACUGUAAAUGUAUGUAUGAUAGAAUUAUUUCCUAUAAGUGCAGUUUCUUAAAACUGAAACCCAUAAUUUUAUGUAUAUAAUAAUUCCAAUUAAUAUGAUGCUUUCACUGUGUAUAUUACCUGCAAGAUAACUCUAAAAGAACAGUUUAUAUGCUUAAGAUCAUGUCUGCUUGUUAGAAACGAAAAAUAAUCAUGAUCAUUCUAAGAGAAAAUAAAUAUAUAGUUAUCAAAA
Molecule: messenger RNA, 1335 nt
Organism: Psammomys obesus (fat sand rat)
Lineage: Eukaryota; Metazoa; Chordata; Mammalia; Rodentia; Muridae
Product: syntaxin-binding protein 3
Biological process (GO): neurotransmitter secretion; vesicle-mediated transport; intracellular protein transport
Cellular component (GO): secretory granule; plasma membrane
Molecular function (GO): syntaxin binding
Source: RefSeq, a predicted model, not a curated record